Messenger RNA from Aspergillus nidulans FGSC A4, 591 nucleotides. Its product is annotated as putative C2H2 finger domain protein. NCBI's taxonomy places the organism in Eukaryota, Fungi, Ascomycota, Eurotiomycetes, Eurotiales, Aspergillaceae. The transcript is spliced from 3 exons. Bases 1 to 591 code for a protein of 196 amino acids. The record is from RefSeq and is a predicted model, not a curated record.
AUGGGGCCGCGAGGCUUUACAAAUCCUGCUCCUAAGACCGAAUCGGCACGGUCAGCUUUAAGCUCUUUCACUUGUACGCUAUGCAACAAGUCUUAUUCCCGUCACCCAGAGUAUGAAGCGCACAUUGGAUCUUAUGACCACCAACACCGCAAACGUCUUCAAGAUCUCAAACAGCUAUCGCGAGACCCAAAUGCAGCAGAAAAGGCUAGACGGGCGGAGAAAAAGGCCGACGCAGAAGCUGGGUUGAGAGUACUCGACACUGCGAAGACCGGCUCCGCCUCGGGCACAGGAAGCAGUGGAGGUUUCAAGAAGGGAGGCUUCAAAAGUUCAUUCACCACUGUUAAAGGUCCAGCUGCCCCCGCCGCUCCGACGAGGAAGAAUGUGCUAGAAGAUGACGAUGAAGGAACCAACGGACCAGCUGCCGCAAGGGGCGAUGAUCACGCUCGUUCCAUGGGCCCUAAGAUCAUACAAGAACAAGGUGAAAGUGACACAGAUGAGGAGUACGUGACUGAUACUGCAGGCGGAGGAUACUAUGAUCCGCGGAAACCAACAGAUUGCUUCCCCGGCUGUGUCGGCCUAGCUCAGAGCUAA